Messenger RNA from Penicilliopsis zonata CBS 506.65, 1710 nucleotides. RefSeq lists its product as hypothetical. Lineage: Eukaryota; Fungi; Ascomycota; Eurotiomycetes; Eurotiales; Aspergillaceae. The record is from RefSeq and is a predicted model, not a curated record. The coding region runs from base 385 to 1584 and encodes 399 amino acids. Gene Ontology annotation, molecular function: nucleic acid binding. The transcript has 2 exons.
GGCAGUAUUUAUGGAGCAGCUCUUGGACAGUCGAGUAAUACUGCCCGAUUAGGUAUAGACUGGUUGUCUCAAAACGGAUGAGGGGCUGGUUAGGGCUAGGGCUUAUCUUGUCUCCCGAAUAGCCAAUCACAAACUGAUCUGCUGCCCCGUGAGUCUGAAUCAUCCUGAAUCAGCCGGACUGUGAGUAACGCGGCCUGGUCGUAUCUGGCCUUGGAUUCCUGAUCCGAGAUCCUACAUUCAGGCUCAAAGCAAGGCAAUAACAGCGGCAUCUUUGAGGUCCUUUCCAGAGACACUCUUGAAACCCAGAACGACCAGGUUGUGCUGCCAAACACCCGUCGAAGUUCGCGUCGAUCCCCUUUCCCCCCCCCGUUAUCGCGUCGCAAAAUGGCCAUCCACCCGCAUCUACCAUCGCCGUCGCCCACGCCGUCUCGGGGCAGUCUGACACCGCAGCAGACGCGGGCAAUCUCUGCUUGGACCGAGCAAGCCACGGCGUCUCUCGAAGAUCUGACGCUCUCCGAGGUGGUUACCGUGGGCGAUGGGACUGCUGCGCCGACCUCGACGCGCCGAGUCAUGCGCGGGGCCUCCUCCGUCACAUUGACCAUCCCGCUUGACGACCAUUUGCCGCCAGCCGAGCUCAGCCCAACACCACGGAUGCGACUGGCGAACCGCACACCCGCGGCUGCAGAGAACGAGGCUCCCAAGGUAUCGGUCAGUUUUCGGCGGCGUGAGCCUCUCCGCCGGGAUAGUUUGAAGCGCCGCGAGGCGUUGCUCAAAGGCAAAGAUGGCAGUCGGCGGCGACAACGGUGGGAGAAUGACCGUUUGCUGCAUAACCCGUGGGCGGAACCACCCUCGUCCAGCGACUGGGCCGUGCAACCCACGUACACCCGCCACGACCCAAUGCCCUACUACCUUGCCUCGCUGUGGGACGCAAAAUACAAAGAGCGGGGCUGUACUGUCUCCAAACAGACCCCCAAGGGCACCCAUGACGACCAGACUCGGAUCUCCAAGGAGGUACGGAUGAAACUCAAGCACGCGCGCGCGGCCCGCGGUCUGCUCCAGGACUUGGAAGAGGAGAUCCGGCGAUUUAUCCAGCGAUGGAACGAAAAGCAGUUGAUCCUGCGCGAUGAAGAAGAAGAAGAAGAAGAAGAAGGAGAAGCAGAUGAAGACUCUGAUGAAGACGAGGUAGUUUUCGCCGGUCGCGGCCAAAUGCAAAAACAAACCCCUCGUCCAGACCGUGUCAGCAGCUCGUCACGCCACGACCACGAGUGGGAAGAAGGCAAGAAGAAGGUCUUUGAAAGCCAUGUCGACGACCGCGCCGCCGGGUUCGCCCGCUGGCUCGUCCACUCCCUCGCCUCGUACUAUGGCCUGCACACCUGGUCCGUCACCGUCGGUACCGAAGAGGAAGGGUCCCCGGCCCGCCGGGAGGCAUACGUCGGAUUCCACCCGCCCGUCACGACCGGCCGUCAGGUUGUCGUGACACACCCGGCUGUUGCGGUUGCGGUUGCCGUUGCGGAUGGGUGCCGGCGCGAAGCGAGGAUCAGGCCGGGAGACGAACUUCCCACGCCCCUGUGGACGCAGGUUUGAAAUUUUUUUUUUUUGAAAUUUUUUUUUUGUUCACCUGUAAGUAAGCUAGAAUUAUCUGCUUGAUAUAUAUACCAUUAGAAUCAAAUGUAGGUGAUUUUCUCUCGAUUGGCAUGUCAUGUUGAUCCU